AUGACUUCUAGAUCCAAUGACUUUCCUAUGCAGGUGGCGGCUAAAGUCCGAUUAAAAAUGCCACCAGUUCUGGAAGAGCGAGCGCCAAUAAAUGACGUGUUAGCUGAAGAUAAGAUUUUGGAAGGAACAGAAACAGCCAAAUACGUGUUUACUGAUAUAUCAUAUAGCAUACCACACCGGGAGCGUUUUAUUGUCGUCAGAGAACCAAGUGGCACACUACGCAAAGCCUCUUGGGAAGAAAGGGACCGGAUGAUUCAAAUUUAUUUCCCAAAAGAAGGUGGUAGAAUUUUAACACCAGUAAUUUUCAAGGAAGAAAAUCUUCAGACCAUGUACAGCCAGGACCGGCAUGUUGAUGUCCUCAAUCUCUGCGUUGCCCAGUUUGAGCCAGAUUCUGCUGAGUAUAUCAAAAUUCAUCAUCAGACCUACAAAGAUAUAGAUAAAUAUGGAAAGUAUGACCUUUUACGUUCAACAAGACACUUCGGUGGAAUGGCUUGGUAUUUUGUAAAUAAGAAAAAGAUUGAUGGUUUACUGAUUGACCAGAUUCAGAGAGAUUUAGUCGAUGAUGCCACCAGCUUGGUCCAGCUCUAUCACAUCCUCCAUCCAGAUGGCCAGUCAGCUCAAGAGGCCAAAGAGCAGGCUGCUGAGGGAUUACAUUUAGUUAAGGUCUUUGCAGAAACAGAAGCACAGAAGGGAGCAUAUAUAGAAUUAACACUGCAAGCUUAUCAAGAAGCAUUCAUUAGCAAUUCUGCAGCUUCCUAAGAUAUUUUUUAAAUAAAUUUCAUUUUACUAAAAAA
Molecule: messenger RNA, 794 nt
Organism: Balaenoptera ricei (Rice's whale)
Lineage: Eukaryota; Metazoa; Chordata; Mammalia; Artiodactyla; Balaenopteridae
Product: small ribosomal subunit protein mS22-like
Exons: 2
Coding region: 1-759 (252 amino acids)
Cellular component (GO): mitochondrial small ribosomal subunit
Molecular function (GO): structural constituent of ribosome
Source: RefSeq, a predicted model, not a curated record